Messenger RNA from Malurus melanocephalus (red-backed fairy wren), 4103 nucleotides. RefSeq names its product zinc finger and AT-hook domain containing (gene ZFAT). Lineage: Eukaryota; Metazoa; Chordata; Aves; Passeriformes; Maluridae. Gene Ontology annotation, biological process: regulation of DNA-templated transcription. The record is from RefSeq and is a predicted model, not a curated record. Gene Ontology annotation, molecular function: RNA polymerase II cis-regulatory region sequence-specific DNA binding; DNA-binding transcription factor activity, RNA polymerase II-specific. The transcript is spliced from 17 exons. The coding region runs from base 357 to 4055 and encodes 1232 amino acids.
GACACGGAAAGGUCAAACUGGAGGCGAGGGCAGCGAGCGCGGCGGGGCCGCGGCGGCGGCAGCGGSRGCACGGCUGCUCCGGGAGGCUCCGCGGGACCCGCCACCAGGGCGAGGCAGCCCCUCGGUCCCCGCCGCCUCCCCGCACAGGAUUAUUUUGCAGCUAAUAUAGUGGCUGUCUAAGUAACUUGCAUCAUGAAGUCCAAAAAUUCGUGUCGCAGUAGAGGAAGUAUGAAUCCCUCAGCUGGAAGACAGAGAGCAUGACUACUGUCCUGCCACAGUGCUUUUACCAUGUUCAGUUUAAACCAUCCUGAAAGUAUACCACUAGUCAGACUCUGUGGUGGAUCAGUUCCAUCUUCAUGUGUAAGCUUUGUAACUUAUUUUCACCAAAUAAGUCCGAACUGUUGUCUCAUGUCUCCGAGAAACACACAGAAGAAGGGACCAGUGUGGAUGACAUCAUUAUUCCACUCCAACCUCUAACAGUACCCACAAACACAAGCAAAGAUGGAGAAGAACUUCUCAUAACGAAGAGGAAAAGGGGUAGACCAAAAGGGUCCACUAAGAAGUUUUGUGUGGAUGAAGAUGGGACWGAAAAUAACACUGUUCCAAGCAAAGAAACUCCAGCUGGGACAGAAGAAGGCCCAGAACCAUCUGAAGUCUCACCAGGCAGCUUGGAAUGCAAGAAAUGCAACCGCAAGUUCUCCAACACACGUCAGCUGACCAAACACAUCUGCAUUAUUGUUCUAAAUGAAGGGGAAGAAGAAGGAGAUGGAGGUAAUGAUUCUGACGUUGACCUUGACAGGAAGGAAGAUGAGCGAGAAAAAGCUCCAAAGAGGCCCAGAGUUCAGAAAACAGAGAAAACAGCAUCAACUAAGGAGASUGAGCAGGUUUCAGCAGCUAAAAACCCUAUUAUAAGUGUGGUUUUGACAGCCCAUGAAACUAUUCCAGGAGCCAGAAAAAUUGUUCCUCUUGAGGCUUCUCCUAAYGAAAGUGAACCCGCCACUCCAGAAACAGCAGUCCAAGACCCAUCACAACGAAAAGGAUAUCAAGAAUAUGCCAUUCAGCAAACCCCAUAUGAACAGGCAAUGAAAACAAGCAGGUUGGGUCCAACUCAACUGAAGAUUUUUACAUGUGAAUACUGUAACAAGGUGUUCAAAUUUAAACACUCCCUCCAAGCACAUCUGAGGAUUCAUACAAAUGAGAAACCUUACAAGUGUUCUUACUGCAGUUAUGCCAGUGCAAUCAAAGCCAACCUCAAUGUUCACCUACGUAAGCACACAGGGGAGAAGUUCAGCUGUGAUUAUUGUACCUUCACUUGUCUCAGCAAAGGCCAUCUCAAGGUCCACAUCGAAAGGGUUCAUAAGAAAAUAAAGCAGCACUGUCGUUUCUGCAAAAAGAAAUACUCAGAUGUUAAAAAUUUGAUCAAGCACAUGAAGGAAACUCAUGACCUGCAAGAUAAAAAGGUGAAAGAUGUUUUUGAUGAGCUUCGCUUGAUGACACGAGAGGGCAAAAGRCAACUCCUUUAUGACUGCCAUAUUUGUGAGCGCAAAUUCAAAAAUGAGCUGGACCGGGACCGUCACAUGCUCGUUCAUGGUGACGAAAGACCCUUUGCUUGUGAGCUCUGUGGUCAUGGAGCCACUAAAUACCAAGCCCUUGAGCUUCAUGUUCGAAAGCACCCUUUUGUGUAUGUGUGUUCUGUGUGCCUGAAGAAGUUUGUCAGUUCUGUGAGGCUCCGUGCUCACAUCAAAGAUGUGCACGCAGAUCUGCAGGAGGAUUCUGUUUUUAACAAUUCCAUCAACCAAAGCUUCUGUCUGCUUGAACCAGGAGGUGACAUCCAGCCAGAAGCCCUUGCUGAGCAGCAGACACAAACUGCAGAUGGAUUGACUGUCACGAGUACUGAUGCUGUUAACACCCCACAGCCAUCUGCUUCUAAAGGUGAAUCAGCAGCUGCAGAUGUAAACCAUAAUGGUCAACAGAAUGGUGAGGUAAAAAUCGAUGCAGUCCUUUCCUUAGAGUUUGAAAAUCCUCUGGUUCAGAAUGUAACAGAGACACUGUGUCAGACAGCAGAUGUAGCAGUCCCAGACAUUCAGCCCUGUGUAACAUCAGAUUGCUUCCUGCUGAAAAAYGGUACUGCUGGUCCUGAGGAGUUAAGAGUUUCUCCUCCAAAUGAAGAAAAAGUUAAUCAAUGCAGUUCUGUAAAUGAGCAGGGUGAAGAAAUUAAUCUUUUACUGUCUGAAGACAAAAGUWUAAAUCUGAGUCAGAACAGUGCAAUGACUGAGAACCUUCCAGUCCCUGAAGAGAGAACCCAGCCUGUUCCUCCUAGUGAAUCAGAAACAAGCAAUCCACCCAUGCAGAAUCCAGCAGAACCUGCAGACCCUUUGCCAGCACCAGAAGCUGGUGCAGCCCCCAGCCCACAGGCAGCCUCUUCUAACACACCUACAUCCAACGGGGGCACUGGAUCYGUUGCCUUCAUGCAGAUCUUGGACAGUUUGCAGAAGAGACAAAUGAACACUGAGCUGCGUGAGAGGAUAAGGAAGGUUUAUGGAGAUUUGGAAUGUGAAUACUGCGGCAAGUUAUUUUGGUACCAGGUGCACUAUGACAUGCAUGUCCGUACUCACACUCGAGAACAUUUAUAUUACUGCUCCCAGUGCAAUUAUUCUUCCAUCACCAAGAACUGCCUUAAGCGUCACGUCAUUCAGAAACACAGUAAUAUUCUGCUGAAGUGUCCCACAGAACAYUGUGACUACUCCACUCCAGAUAAAUACAAGCUCCAGGCACACCUCAAAGUUCACACAGAUAUGGAUAAAAAGAGUUAUUCCUGUCCUGUGUGUGAGAAGUCAUUUUCUGAAGAUCGACUUAUAAAAUCUCACAUCAAGACAAAUCACCCUGAGGUUUCAAUGACUACUAUUUCUGAGAUUCUUGGCAGAAGAGUUCAGCUGAAAGGACUCAUUGGAAAACGAGCUGUGAAAUGUCCCCACUGUGACUUUUAUUUUAUGAAGAAUGGAUCAGAUCUUCAACGUCAUAUUUGGGCUCAUGAAGGUGUCAAACCGUUCAAAUGUUCCCUCUGUGAGUAUGCCACUCGCAGCAAGAGCAACUUGAAAGCCCACAUGAAUCGUCACAGCACAGAGAAAACACACCUUUGUGAUAUGUGUGGGAAAAAGUUCAAGUCAAAAGGCACUUUGAAGAGCCAUAAACUCCUUCAUACUGCUGAUGGAAAGCAGUUUAAAUGCACAGUGUGUGACUACACAGCUGCCCAGAAACCACAGCUCCUACGUCAUAUGGAACAACAUGUCUCUUUCAAGCCCUUCCGCUGUGCRCACUGCCACUAUUCCUGCAAUAUAUCUGGUUCCCUGAAGAGGCAUUACAACAGGAAACAUCCUAAUGAAGAGUAUGUAAAUGUAGGGUCUGGAGAGCCUGCAGCUGAAGCCCUUAUCCAACAAGGUGGCAUUAAGUGUCCUGUUUGCAGCUUUGUGUAUGGUACUAAAUGGGAGUUCAACAGACAUCUUAAAAACAAACAUGGAAUGAAGUUAGUGGAAAAUGAUGGGGAGACCAAAUGGGAGUUAACUGCCGAAGUGUCUGAAGAAGCAUCCACUCAGUAUCUCCAUAUCACAGAGGCUGGAGAAGAUGUUCAAGGCACUCAAGCUGCUGUAGCUGCMUUACAGAACCUUAGAUACACUUCUGAGAACAGUGAAAGACUGGAUCCAACAGCUGUAAACAUCCUGCAGCAGAUCAUUGAGUUGGGCUCAGAAUCCCACGAUGCCACUGCAGUCGCUUCUGUCGUUACCAUGGCACCUGGCACGGUGACAGUGGUGAAACAGGUGAAAGAAGAGGAACAAUCAGCCAACCACACCCUGAUGAUCCAGGAGACGCUGCAGCAAGCCUCGGUGGAGCUGUCAGAGCAGCAUCAUCUGGUGGUGUCCUCAGAUGAGGUGGAGGGGAUCGAGACUGUGACUGUCUAUACCCAGGGUGGAGAGGCUUCAGAAUUCAUUGUUUAUGUUCAGGAAGCUGUGCAGCCUGUGGAGGAGCAAACUGUGGAAGAAACAGUGCAGGAGCUCUAGAGGACAGUGUUCAAAGGAGAUGACUUUUUGAUUUGCCAAAGCCAGAGG